Molecule: messenger RNA, 2489 nt
Organism: Sorghum bicolor (sorghum)
Lineage: Eukaryota; Viridiplantae; Streptophyta; Magnoliopsida; Poales; Poaceae
Product: fibrous sheath CABYR-binding protein
Exons: 2
Coding region: 428-2224 (598 amino acids)
Source: RefSeq, a predicted model, not a curated record
AUCGUCAGAUAUCAAGAACCUUAGACCCCAAAACCCCAACAGUAACACCAAUAAGAUCCCCAAAUCCACAUUCUAAUUCAUCGUAGAAGCCAAUAUGAGUUCGUACACGUGUGUCUCCAAUGUUGUAUCUCUUUUAGGAAAAAAAAAAAAGGCCCGAACGACGAGAUUGCACUCGCCGUAGGUUGGAAUGGAACACUAGUAGGCAAAAAGGUUCCUUCUUCCUUGGCCAAGCAACGACGUUUGGUCUGAAAACGUUCCACCGCAUUUCUGCCGUGUCGGUCUCUUCGAUUUUUUGAUCGAUCAACGACGAUUCAACGUGUACGAACCACUGAAACAUGCAGGACCAAUCAAUUAGCCUUUUUCCGCCGACCCGAUCCCGCGGAGCAUCUCGUUCUCGUCGUGCAUUCCAAACCCACCCCGGAGAGGAAUGCCAUAUCCGUGCCGUGCUACCACUGCAAAGGCACCUCGCGCUCGCUGGCCAUGCCAUAUGCUGCCUCCAACUCCAAGCUCGAUCAAGCCGCGCUCACAUUUUGGGUCCAGUCCGGACACUCCAGGUUUAAGCCACAGCAAAUCCACCCCACACGCAUGGCACCACCACCACAGAUCGUCCAUGCCGCUGCGGGCGCCAGCCAUGGACCUCGACCUCGACCUCGACCUCGCCGUCCAAGUCUCCGUCCCCGGCGAGGAGGACUUCGCCUUCGUCACCACCGAGACCCACGCCGCCUUCCUCGUCCUCGCCCACCUCCCUGGCUACGCCAAGGAUGAGAUCGACGUCCGCGUGGGCGACGCCGGCACGGAGGUGGCGGUGGCGUGCGCGAGGAAAGACGCCGCCGCCUUCACGGUGGACGUCGCCGCCGCGGUCGGGAGGAUCCGCGUGGCGCACCGCCAGGUGGUGACGGACGGGUUCCGCCGCGUCUUCGACGUCCCGCCGGGCGCCGACGUGGCACGGAUCACCGUCGGCUUCGACGAGGACGACGCCCUGCUCGUCGUCAUCUUGCCCAAGCUCCUCCUCCCGCCGGAGGAGGACGAGGCGCCGCGGCUCGACGUCGACGGCGCCACCGACAGCGGCGUCGACGUCGACGUCGACGAGGACCUCGACCUCGGCGACGACGACGACGCGUCGUCCAGCCUCGAGCUCCAGCAUGAGGACUGGGUCGACGUCGAGGAGGAGCCUGAGCCGCUGCGUGACGUGCCCGUCGUCACUGACGUUUCCGUCGAGACUCCGGUGCCGGUGGACACGGACGUGGCCGUGGAGACUCCGGUGCCGGUGGAGACUCCGGUGCCGGUGGUCACGGACGUGGCGGUGGAGACGCCGGUGCCGGUCGUCACGGACGUGGCGGUGGAGACUCCCGUGGAGGUAGAGGAGGAGGACCGCGACGUGCCCGUGGAGACGCCGGUGGAGGUGGAUCAGGUGGAGGCGGAGCCGCGGGUGGUGGACAUCGAGUGCGACGUCGUGUUCGAGCCGGCGCCGGAGUCGGAGCCGCUAGUGGAGACGCCGAUCGAAGUGCUCGGGCCGCCGCACCGCGAGCCCGAGCCGCCGGCCGACGUGCCGCAGCCGCCGGUGGACAUACCCUGCGACGUGGAGUCGAAGCCAGAGCCGGCCGUCGUGCAGGAGCCCGAGGAGCCGAAGCCACCACCGCCGCCAGCGGAGGAACCUGUGGAAGAAGAGCCACCGGGGCAAGAAGAAGAAGAAGAAGAAGAAGAAGAAGAAGAAGAACCUGUCCAAGAGCCGGCGGCGGAGGAACCUGUGCAAGAAGAGCUGCCGGCGGAGGAACCUGUGCAAGAAGAGCCGCCGGCGGAAGAACGCGUGGAAGAGCCGCAGCCGGUCGAGGCGCCGGCGGCCGAGGAACCAGUGCAGGAGCCAGCCGCCGAGGAGGUGGUGCAAGAGCAGCCACCGGCUGAGGCGCCGGCCGAAGAACCUGCGCCGGAGCCGCCCGCCGCCGAAGAGCCCGCGGUGGAGCUUCCAAAGCCAGCGACACCACCAGCAGAGGAGAGUUCGGGAGGGACGACCGAGUCGGAGGAAAGCAGCAGCUCUGACGGCGAGGGGAACCAAAACGGUGGCAAGAAAAAACGCGGCAGCAGGGGAAGAGGGAGUGGGCGGCGACGACGACGACGGAGACACGGCGGGUUCCGGCUCGGCCUGGUGGUCGGCCCCGCGCUGAUCCUGCUCGCGCUCGCGGUGGCCGCGGCCAGGCGGCGGCGGCAUCAGCAACAAGGCCAGUGAGCCGGCUAGGCGGCUUUAAUUUGUCACCGUGCAUGUUCUUCGGCACAGGAGAAUGAAAGACAGGUGUUGACGUGUUGUGUGCAGUAGAGUAGCGGUGGGUGCAGUGAGUGUGGUGUGCUAGCAGUUUGCGGACGCCUGGUGUAGCACACUAGCACGUAGUAUGGAAUGGAGUUUUCGUGUGAAUUUUUAAAAUUGCAAGCAUGGGUUUCCUCAUUGUUAGGCCUUGUUUAGUUCACCCCGAAAACCAAAAUUUUUUCAAGAUUCC